Messenger RNA from Oldenlandia corymbosa var. corymbosa, 1908 nucleotides. Lineage: Eukaryota; Viridiplantae; Streptophyta; Magnoliopsida; Gentianales; Rubiaceae. The record is from the annotation of a GenBank genome assembly.
AUGGCCCAAAAGUUCAGGAAAGCUGCAGAGGAGUUCAAAAUGCAAUAUGAAGCUGCAAGCGCAGUAUAUCAGAUCACAAAUUGGGAGCCGAUGAGUUACCGUUUGAAGAUAGUGUUGCAGGGACAUAUACCAGAAAUCAGGGAGGUGUGCAGAAUGUUACUACAUGGUGGAUUCAAACGUGAGUUGCAUUGCCAACUCGAGAUAUCGUCUCGUGAAUAUGCACAAGAGACAUUUGAGUUCAUGGAUUUGAUAUACGUCAAUCUUGCUGCCCUUGCCUCCCGUACUCAUUCCCUCUUAGACACACUGAUCAUGAUGCUACACGGAGGGCUGGAUUUUAUUCCUUCGGUUAUGAAUCAAGUUACAGGAAUUCAUGAAGAGUUGGCAUCAGUGAGGCCAUUUCUCCUGUCACAUGGCAUUGAACUGCAAAAUGAGGAAGACAACAAACUCAAAGGUAUACUUAGUCAGAUUGCCAGCAUGAUACACUAUGCAGCAUACAUCACAAAGUUGUGCCCGAGCACGAGUUCAUCAAUAUGGUACGGCAUUCUGUGCCUGCCAAACAUCAUACACCACAUAAAGCUUGUGAAGUUGGAGGUCGAAAAGAUUAAAGAUGAGGUCAUGCAUAUCAACAAAAAACUCACAGGUGAAAUAGAGUCUACAGAAGCUUUGCCACCACAAGUAACAACUUCAAAGCAUGAAGGAGCUUUCAUAGGAUUCAAAGAGUAUGUAAAAUCAAUAUUGGAUAACCUUCAGGGAGGGAGAAAGGAUCUCACAAUCAUUUCCAUUUCUGGAAUGCCUGGCCAAGGCAAGACAACAUUAGCAAGAAAAAUUUAUGAUGAUCCUUCAAAAACAGUAUUAUUUCCACAAAUUUGCAUGGGGUUCCAAAUCCAUGAUUUAGCUGAUCGCGUGAGGAAAAGUUUGAAGGGGAGGAGAUAUUUCAUUGUUUUGGAUGACAUUUGGGACGUUGAUGUGUGGUGGCAAGUCCAAUACCCAUUUCCAGAUGAUAGGAAUGGGAGUCGAAUCUUGUUUACUAGUCGAAAUCAUAAUACUGCUUCACAGUGUAAGCCAAAUUCGAUUUCUCAUGGUCUUCCCUUAUUUUCUGAUCAGGAGAGUUUGGAAUUGAUGGAAGCCAAACUUUCGGGCGGGGUUAGUAUUCCUGAAGAACUUUUAAAGGUAGGCAAACAAAUUGCAGUUUAUUGUAGAGGGUUGCCAUUGGGAGUUGUCCUGAUUGCCUCUCACCUGAAAAGGACGAGACGGGAAUUGGAUUUGUGGAUGGAAGUGGCUGAAAAUCUGAAAUCACAUCUUGCAAGUGUAGGUUUCUCGAAGAGGUUCAAUGGGAACAUAAGAUUUUUCAUGGUUCAUGAUCUCCUAUAUGACUUGCGCAUCCAAAAAUCCUUGGAAGAGAAUUUCUUGCAUUUGGCAGACUAUAGGACGAUACAAGAUGAAUCUCAUGAGUCUGUAUUUCUUCAGUAUAAUUCCCAGCGCCAUUGGCUUUGCAUUCGUGACAUGGGUCCAGCAUUCACCCAUCUGACAUCUCACUCUGCCCUGAAGGAAUUAUUACCGAGGAGUCAGGUUCACUCUCUGUUUUGGUCCCAUCGUGAUAUUCUACCAGUUCAAUGUAAGUCAUUGUCUUCAUUAUUGAGAAACUUUAGAGUUCUUACGGUGUUGGAUAUGGUGGAUGUGAAUCUGAGAGGUUCUACCUUGCCUUCAACAACAUUGUUUUUAUUUAAUAUUCAUAUGAGAUAUUUGGGACUGCGUGGUGCUUUUUCUCGUGUUCUGCAGUCAACAGGUGUGAGAAAUGCUAUAGCUACAAUGGCCAAUGAUGUUGCUGCUUCAAGGAAAUUCAACGAUAGAUUCAGAUUGGGAAGGGUGGAUUACACGGCGAAGGAAAUGCUAGAAGUUGCUAACUGA